This is a messenger RNA of Hippocampus comes (tiger tail seahorse), 4443 nucleotides long. Its product is annotated as tyrosine-protein phosphatase non-receptor type 5-like. The record is from RefSeq and is a predicted model, not a curated record. The coding region runs from base 493 to 2211 and encodes 572 amino acids. Gene Ontology annotation, biological process: signal transduction; protein dephosphorylation. The transcript has 14 exons. NCBI's taxonomy places the organism in Eukaryota, Metazoa, Chordata, Actinopteri, Syngnathiformes, Syngnathidae. Gene Ontology annotation, cellular component: cytosol; cell junction; plasma membrane. Gene Ontology annotation, molecular function: protein kinase binding; protein tyrosine phosphatase activity.
UCACUCGCACUCCCUCAUUCUCGCUCUGUUGCCAAGGCUACCGCACAGCCUCUUGCUGCAUAUACCUAGAUGAAGCUGCCGCCUGUGGAUCUUACUCUGCUCCAGGAUACAAACAAUAGCGAGGCCAUCACAAUUGUCAUGGCUCUUUCUCACACGCAAACACGCACCGCUUAAGUCCCUGCGGCUUCCGCCAGCCUCGCAUGUGUCUUUCACCCCGUCACCAUCGGUCUGUCUCCUCCUCGCGUGCGAGCGCGCAUCAUCUCCAGCAGACAGAGGAGCGGCAAAGGAAUUGGUAUUUGGCUGCUGCUCUUUGGCUCAGAGGGAGAAGAGCACCAGAUGGCCAUUUGAAGGAGAGCUCAGUCAGGUUGCUGCUCAAUGGCCAACAUUGACUGGUUGGCGCAAGAUACAGGAUUUCUCUUCAUCAUGUGAUCUGACUCCCACGCCAUCCUUUCCUUCGCUCUACCUUAAGAGCCUUCUCUCAACAGGAGGAUCAUGACCCGCCGCCUGAGCAGCUCCACCCGCUCCCACACCGAGGACUCCAUCUUCCUCAGGCCUGAUGAGGACCCCGUUUGGCUGGAUGAGCCCACAAAGACAGGAAAGAGAGUUGAUGGAGCCACUAAGACGGAAGGCUUGCUAGGAAGCAAAGACGGAAGCACGGAGGGGAAAAGUUCACAAAAGGAAGAAGUGUUUUUGCACAAAGUCUACGCAUUGGUGGUUGAGUUCCACUACUGGGUCACCCUCUUUUUUGUCUCCCAAGUCACGGGGUACUGGAUGUUCUUUGUGGUGGAAGGAAAUGGGCCAUUUGCCUCUAUCUAUAAAGCUCUCCAGGUCAUCGACUUCUGUCUCGGGUUUGUCUUACCCUGCCACCCGAUAUUCGGAAUGGAUUCCGUGGCGCUGAGGCAUGUGGUAAACACGACACAGCAAGCAUGGAUCAUCUACGUCACUGCAGGCAUUGGCGUGGCCAUCUGUGUUUUUAUGGUUAUCCACAUGGUGUGUAGGUGGCGUUACGGCACUGGCUUAUGGUCAUCGGGAAACACUUCAAGGGACAUUGGAGAUAGACGUCAAUCUGUGAGCCGCCAGCCCUCCUUCACCCUGUCAGAGUGGACGGAUGCCCAAGAGGACCUGAUGGAUCUGGAUGCCGUGCCUCAGACUCCAGUCUUUGAAAUAGGAACUGACAUCAAGCCAGAGGGAGAUGCGGCAACUCUCACAGUCACACCAGUGGGGCUUCAGGAGAGGAGAGGCUCCAAUGUUUCACUGACCUUGGACAUGUGUACACCGGGCUGCACGGAGCCUUACGGCUACGGAGCGCAGCUUUCCCCUAGAGACCAGUCAGCCCAAGAGUACCUCCGGCAGGGAACACACAUCCUCACCCCUGCCAUGCUACACACACGGGCCAUGGAUGACCAGAGCCUGCAGGCUGAGUUCUAUGAAACGCCCAUGAACUUUGUGGAUCCUAAGGAGUACAACUACCCAGGGCUUGUGAGAAAGAACCGCUACAAAACCAUCUUACCCAACACACACAGCCGAGUGAUUUUAAAGUCACAAGAGGAAGACGAUUUCCUCACUACAUACAUCAACGGCAAUUAUCUCAGAGGUUAUGGGGGUGAAGAGCGUGCUUACAUCGCCACGCAGGGUCCGACGGUUAACACGGUGGGGGACUUCUGGAGGAUGGUGUGGCAGGAGAGGACCCCAAUCAUUGUGAUGAUCACUAACUUGGAGGAGAAAAAUGAGAAAUGUGCCGAGUACUGGCCUGAGGACACUGUGACCCACGAGGAGAUUGAAAUCACCGUUGUUACGGUUACACAGGAGGACGACUACAGUCUGAGGGUGUUUGCGUUGAAGUGUGGAGAUGAGGAGCGGAGUCUGCGGCAGUACUGGUACACCUCAUGGCCUGACCAGAAGACUCCAGACAAAGCGCCACCUCUUUUGGAACUAGUCCAGGAAGUGGAAAGAGCCAGGGAGGAGGCCCCACCCACUAGUGGACCUAUAAUUGUGCAUUGCAGUGCUGGAAUCGGUCGGACUGGCUGCUUCAUUGCCACCUCCAUCCUGUGUAAGCAGCUAAGGAUGGAGGGUGUGGUUGACAUCCUUGGAACUACCUGCCAAUUGCGCCUGGACAGGGGCGGGAUGAUCCAGACAUGCGAGCAGUACCAGUUUGUACAUCACGUCCUCAGCCUGUAUGAAAAGCAACUGUCUCACGCCUCUGAAGAGUAGUGCUUGCACCCCAGCCACGCCCACACCGAGACACGCCACUGUACACUGUACCGCUUCUGGCGGUAUGCACCACUGUACCAAGCAUUAUGUCAUAUGUCACCCUUUAAAAAAAGGUCACAUCAUCAUCUUCAUCAAUGACAGAUUCAUGCAGGCUUCUUGAACAGUAACCUGUAAUUGUUCCAACAAUAAAGUAGGCAUGUCAACUGCUACAUAAUUAUCCUACUUACCCAAAAUAUUCUCAUUUGCCAUCCUGAGGUUAUUACAUUUAUCUGCAUGAGAAACCACAGAUUCAUGAGCUAGCAUCCGGCGCUGGUGUGUGCAUUUAGGGUUAAAAACCUUCUACAGGCAUUAAUUGGAAUUAAUAGGAAUUACUGAGAAUCAACCAAAAUAAAUGGAAAUUAAGUUUAGCAUUAGGAAAAUAAUCAUAUUCAUAUUAAAUGUUGAAUUUAGAACAAACUGAAAUUUCAAAAAUGCAGCGUCAUGUAGUUUCAACACAGAUUGGAUUAAACUACAAGUCACUCAUUAUUUGAAGUCAAACGUUUUUUGUUUUUUUGUUUUUAGAGAUUAUUUAUUUUGCUGCAUAUCUACUUAUGACAACAGAAAAUGUUUUGUCAUUAUUAUUUUUUUUAAUGAAAGUACUCCAAAUUUCCUGACAAUCGCAAGCAUGAAGAGUGUCCAACACUGUUUUCAGAAUUCUUUAGCUGGACUUCCUAUAGUUUUUUUUUUUUUUUUUAAUGAAUUAAAAACAAGCACUACCAUAUCACAGCAUUACAUUUACACUAAAUCUUGCUUGGUUAAUGUUUUCCAUCAUGUCUUAUUCUUAUGAUUUUAAAGAAACACACACACAAGUCCUGUUUCUGUAUUUGAUACAUUCAGGAGCCACCUCAUCUUCAGGUUGCAUGGUGCUAAGUGUUCCUUCAAGGCAUGUGCAAUGUAAUGGAACAAAGGAAUGUAAAACAGUUAGGUAUUUAUUGAACAAAUUAGGAUUUUUGUGCAACCUACAGUACACUAGUUCUACCACGCUGCCUGUGCAGUUCUCAUGGUUCAUGAUGUUUACCAUGUUAAGGCCACAUCGACAAACUAUCAGAGUCUUCACAGAGCCAGCAAGGUUGCGAGGGAGCCGCAGCUCAAGCCAAAUGCUACGUGUUCAGAAAGACCUUCUGUGCUUGUGAAAAUCCCGUUUAUGUUGUGCUCCUUCGAGCCACUUGCUCUGUGAUGCCUCUGCUCUCAAUCGUAGCUUCAACACAUGCGAAAGUUAGACGCCCAUGAUUGUUGUAUAGACAGGUCUAGCCGAAUCUGUGUGAAGCACAAUAUAACAACUAAGGUUGUCACUCUUAUGUUCAGCUGUAAAGCUUUUGUUUUUCCUUUCCUGUAUCGUUUAACGGAUUGCAUGUGCUGUAUGGGACUCCGUCUGUCCACAAUCAAAGCGACGUGAUGGGUUGUCCUGCUUUUUGUUGUGUAAAAUGGCGUUAAAGCCUACUAUAUUGCUUGCUCUCAGCCAAUGCUUUUGAUACAGUUUGCUUUUUGUGAAAUCAACCAGAGAUAUUUUUAGAACAUUUUGAUACAAUCCUUUUGUGUAGAUGCCUUGUGUGCAUUUUCAUCUCCACCAUGAUGUACAUACAUAGGUCAUACUGUGAAUUACGACGAACAUAAAUUUUUAUUGCAAGAUUGAAGACAGAACAAAAUGUGACAAGAUAUCUUACAGUACACCAAAAUUAAUUAUGUUCAGUCUUCAGUAGUAUUAUAUUCUGUACUUAAGCUUUGCUCUAAUAUGCUUUGCUGUUUGUGUUAGUUUUUACUGUUUUGUUUUUCAGAGAAUUUUACCUCAGACUGAGUAACACAGUCCCCAGUGCAGUCCAUCUUGGACUCUCAAACACAUCAAAAGGAAUUGCUAUGUGCAAGGCAGCUAAAACAGUUCAGACCUACAUAUUUUUCCUUAGAAAAAAAGGCUAAAUCUGUUGCAACGAUAGAAUUGAAAGUGUAGAUCCCAGCAAAAUAACAUUUCUGUUUGUCACUUUACCGAAUACUCUGUCUACUGAAAUUCACAAAAAAUGUUUUACUUGUUUAAAAUGCUUACAUUAUCUCAUUGUAAGAAUACAGGAAGAAAUGAUUAAAUAAGAAUAGCAAAAUAGUCAAAAUACAGAAAACCAGCAAUCAGUAUUCCUUUCCUCUGCAACAGUAUUGCUUUAAGUUGUGAAUUUUUGCGAAUAAAAAUCGAUUUUCAUGAACCUG